Rosa rugosa (rugosa rose) is the source of this 1021-nucleotide messenger RNA. RefSeq lists its product as uncharacterized. The record is from RefSeq and is a predicted model, not a curated record. The coding region runs from base 225 to 860 and encodes 211 amino acids. The transcript has 6 exons. NCBI's taxonomy places the organism in Eukaryota, Viridiplantae, Streptophyta, Magnoliopsida, Rosales, Rosaceae.
CUUUUGCCCAUGUAAACCUUUGAAGCUCAGCCACGUUAUAGCAAAUCUUAACUAGUACUAUAGAGCAUUCCAAUUCAAAGUUCAUCUCAUCCGAUCCACAGGUCAAACAUUAAAUCACAAGCAUACCUCACCGCCCUUCCUCCCCUUUGUCUCUCUCUCAUUCAUUUCCAGCCAGCUUCUGUUCUGCCUUGUCUUAGUAUCUGCAAAUUUUGAGACUUCAGAAUAUGGCUUUCCCCAUUUUCUGUGUUUUUCUUGCCAUGUUUCUUCCUCUUGAAUCUGUCACUGCCGAGUCAUUAGGCGACAUAUUGGCUCCUGUUAUCUCUCCAGUCAUGGUUGAUGUUUGCAAAGGCAUAGAAUGUGGUAAAGGGACAUGCAAGCCUUCAACCAGUAGCACUUUCUUUUUCGAAUGUGAAUGUGAUUCUGGGUGGAAUCGGACCACUAUUGAGAAUAGUGAUCACUUCAAGUUUCUACCUUGUGUGAUUCCCAAUUGUAACCUGGAUUACUCCUGUGCAAAAGCACCAGCCCCAAUUUCAGAUAAAUCGAACAAGACCAACACAUCAAUCUUUGAUCCUUGCUAUUGGAUGGAUUGUGGAGGUGGAACUUGCAACAAGACAUCAAAAUUGGCGUACAAAUGUGAAUGUGGAGAAGGUUAUUAUAACCUGCUCAAUGUGACUACCUUCCCUUGCUUUAAAGAAUGUACAAUUGGAAUCGAUUGUGCAAACCUUGGGAUUUCGGUGUCAAAUAAGUCUACUAGUCCUCCACCACCUGCAUUGGCUGACAAUAGUAGCUCGACUACACAUGCAGACUCUAUUACAUUGAUGAUCCUCAUAAUGUUUGUUGUCAUGGUUCAUGGGAUAUGAAAUUAGUCAGGUUAGUUAGCUAAGUUACCACGUGUAUUCAGUGAGGUGAUCAUUUCAAUUUUUCUUUCAUUCACACAUAGUUGAAGUGUGUUUCUGUUUUUGUAUAUAACUGAGACCUGUUGCCUGCCGGAAGAUAUAGGUUCAUAUUUGGGCUUGGUUUU